Messenger RNA from Theobroma umbraticum, 3032 nucleotides. RefSeq names its product pentatricopeptide repeat-containing protein At5g42450, mitochondrial-like. Lineage: Eukaryota; Viridiplantae; Streptophyta; Magnoliopsida; Malvales; Malvaceae. Gene Ontology annotation, molecular function: protein binding; RNA binding. Gene Ontology annotation, biological process: RNA modification. The record is from RefSeq and is a predicted model, not a curated record.
AUGUACUCAUUGUGGAAUAACAAUGAGAGCAUGCUCGAACUGAAAUCCAGGCAUCUCUGCUACAACUAUGAACUUGAAUCAAUGAGAGAGGCGUUACUGGGGGAAAUGGGAAUGCACCAAGAGACUACAAAUGUAUUAUAUCAACUCUUAUCUGAUGCCUGCCAAGAAAGAGAUGAAGCUAGAGAACAGUUGAAGAGAUCAGUGGCAGAAAUUUCUGAACUGAAGAAACUAGUGAACAGGCUCUUGCCAUCUAAUUCGGCUGAAAUCAGCUCUGUUGUUUCGCAUGUCCAACCUGACAGCCGGAACCAGGAAAUCUUGAAAGGAAACCUAGAUAUCAGAGGAUCAGACACUGUAUCUGAAGCAUAUAACAACUAUUCUGAUGAGUCAUCCGCAGCCAACAGCAUUUCUCGGCCGUUGUUCAAUGCUAGCCUGACUGAUUCCAGCAACCUUGCAUUGUUGAAAAAGUCAUUUGUUCAAGACUCUGGUAGCCAUAUCCGAAUGGGAAAAUUUUCUUCCAAGGACUUGUUAGUGAAUCCUGCUUCAAAAGUAAUUACUACUCUUGUUAAGGGAAAACCACUGCCGGAAAAAGGGAGAUUUCUGGAGGCUGUUCUUGACACUGCACCCUUGCUGGAGACACUUAUGAUUACAGGCCAGCUUCCAAAGUGGCGAAACCCUCCAUCUUUGGCAUCCAAUCUCAUUGCCAAUGAUGAUCAUGGCUUGAUCAACCAGAGAGCAGUCAUCAACUCAAAAUCUGCAACUCCAGUUCCCACAAUGUUGAAAUCUAAGAAAUGUUCAAACAGCUUCAGCUUCGAAUCCUUGGGGCAUGCUGGUAUGCAGAGGAGAUUCAAAUUGCCUCUCGUAGCAGCCGCCACCAUUUUCAGAAGAACUUGCACAGCAGCUCGUAGCUCUCUCAUUGACACCCAAAAGGCCUCCAAUAUUCACAUUCCUUCCUCACCUAAUCUACCCAAUCCUAUUCUCAAUGCUACUCAAGUGUUCGACGAAGUGUCUGACUUAGAUGUAGUUUCAGCCACUUCCAUAAUUGGAAGCUUCUCUAAGCAACACCAGCAUAAAGAAGCCAUACUUUUAUUUUCCAGGAUGCUCUUCAACGAUAUUAGACCCAAUGAAUUCACGUUUGGGACCGUAAUUCACUCUUCCACUUUGCUAAAAGACCUUAACAUUGGCAAGCAACUUCAUGCUUGUGCAAUAAAAAUGGGCCUCAGUUCAAAUGUUUUUGUGGGUAGUGCAAGUCUAGAUUUUUAUUCAAAGUUGAGUACAAUUGAGGAAGCAAGAAGGGUUUUUGAAGAUACCCAUCAACCAAAUGUAGUAUCCUACACAACUUUGAUAUCUGGAUACAUGAGAAAAAAGAGGUUUGAGGAGGCUUUAUGGUUGUUUAAAGAGAUGCCUGGGAGAAACGUUGUUUCUUGGAAUGCAAUGAUUGCUGGGUUUAGCCAAACUGGCCAUAAUGAAGAGGCUGUGAAUCUCUUUAUUCGGAUGUUGAGAGAAGGGGUGAUGCCUACCCAGAACACUUUCCCUUGUGCUAUUAUUGCAGCUGCUAAUAUAGCUGCACAUGGAAUGGGAAAAAGUUUUCAUGCUUGUGUUUUUAAGCGCUUGGGAGACCAGCUUAAUGUGUUUAUUGGCAAUGCUCUUAUUAGUUUUUAUGCCAAAUGUGGAAGCAUGGAAGACAGUCUCUUGGUUUUUAAUAAACUUCAUUCAAGAAAUAUAGUUUCUUGGAAUGCUUUGAUAUGUGGUUACGCACAGAAUGGAAGAGGAAAGGAAGCCAUAGAGUUCUUUGAGAAGAUGCUUGUAAGUGGUUUUAGACCUAAUGAUGUUACACUUCUUGGUUUAUUAUGGGCUUGUAAUCAUGCUGGUCUUGUUGCUGAGGGUUAUUCAUAUUUCAACAAGGCAAGAGCUGAGGAACCCAACUUGCUAAAACCAGAGCAUUAUGCAUGUGUGGUGGAUUUGCUCUCUCGGUCUGGGCAUUUCAAGGAAGCUGAGGAGUUUAUUCAGCAUUUGCCAUUUGAACCAGGUAUUGGGUUAUGGAAAGCACUGCUUGGUGGCUGCCAGAUUCACUCAAAUACGGAAUUGGGGGAAUUUGCAGCCAGAAAAAUCAUGGCAUUGGAUCCUGAGGAUGUUUCAUCAUAUAUAAUGUUGUCCAACGCACAUGUUGCCAUUGGGAGAUGGGAAAUUGCAUCAACAUUGAGGAGGGAGAUGAAAGAGAAACAGAUGAAGAGAAUUCCAGGCUGCAGUUGGAUUGAAGUAAGAAACAAAGUUCAUGUUUUCCUGAGUAGGGAACGCAAACACUCCCAGAUGGAUGAGAUCCACAGAGUCUUGAGGUUUUGUAUCCAACACUCACAGGAUAGUGAAGCUGCCAGCUUUCUAAUGGAGUUUUACAUCUAGUCAGUAGAAAUAAAAAUAGAAUGGUCCUUGGACUUCGAUUAGGCUGCACUGCCUCUAUUGUUAAAGGCACACUUUCAUUUCCUUUGGGAACGAAUACAUAUCAAGAAAGAGCAAUGGGGAAUAGUAGACUUGGGAGACUCAGCAACAAAGGAGACCAAGUGUCAAAUCAAUUCGAACCUCGGGCAAUUCGAUUCCAAAUCCAGCAUUGCUGCUUGUAUGAAAAUUGGAUAGCCUCUCAUGCGGGCUCGAGCAAGACAAUUACCAUUACCAAAGAGGACUGCACAAUUGACAGCUCCACAGUAUUAACAAACAGAGACACAUACAUCUGUUAAACAGGAUAGUCUCCACUCGGAUUAUUAAGCAGAAAGGAAAAGAAAAAAUGGGGAAGAUGGAGAGAAAAAGCCAAGGAGAACAAGAAACAAAAACUUCUUUAUUAUUUUGAUGCCUUAUUUCGCUUAUAAAUGAAUGCCAUGUGGCAAAUCUUCUUCCACGUAAAUAGGCCAUGUGGCAUGCCACAUGGAAAUUUUUAUGAGAGGACUCACGAUGUUAUCUAGGUGGCAAUUUUUAUUAUUAUACUUUUGGGACACGAUGAUUAUGUUAUGGACCCGCGCGUUCAUUUCAAAAGAUAUUUUUAG